Molecule: messenger RNA, 1102 nt
Organism: Capsicum annuum
Lineage: Eukaryota; Viridiplantae; Streptophyta; Magnoliopsida; Solanales; Solanaceae
Product: proline-rich extensin-like protein EPR1
Exons: 1
Coding region: 68-895 (275 amino acids)
Source: RefSeq, a predicted model, not a curated record
UAGAAUAUCAAAAUUUCAUUUGCUCUUAACACAUUUUCUUCUAAUCUUCUCUAGCAUCUGCAGAAAAAUGGCCCAAUAUUACAAUUUGUCCUCCAUCUUGCUGCUUGCAUUCAUCUACUUAAUGCAUGAUCACAUGAUAACUACUACAACUGCACAAUCUCCCAGUUUCUCAAAGCCCGCAACCCCUAGUUUCUCAAAGCCAUCGACCCCCAGUUUCUCCAUGCCCCAGAUUCCUAGUUUCUCAAAGCCACAAACCCCUAGUUUCUCAAAGCCAACGACCCCUAGUUUCUCCAUGCCUCAAAUUCCUAGUUUCUUAAAGCCGUCGACCCCUAGUUUCUCAAAGCCGGCAACCCCUAGUUUCUCCAUGCCCUCAACCCCUAGUUUCUCAAAGCCAGCGGCCCCUAGUUUCUCCAUGCCCCAGACUCCUAGUUUCUCAAAGCCGACGACCCCUAGUUUCUCCAUGCCCCAGACUCCUAGUUUCUCAAAGCCGUCGACCCCUAGUUUCUCCAUGCCCCAGACCCCCAGUUUCUCAAAGCCAUCGACGCCUAGUUUCUCAAAGCCAGUGACUCCUAGUUUCUCAAAGCCAUCGAAUCCUAGUUUCUCAAAGCCAUCGACACCUAGUUUCUCAAAACCAGCGACCCCUAGUUUCUCCAUGCCCCAGACUCCUAGUUUCUCAAAGCCAUCGACCCCUAGUUUCUCCAUGCCCCAGAUCCCGAGUUUUUCAAAGCCAUCGACACCUAGUUUCUCAAAGCCAUCGACCCCUAGUUUCUCCAUGCCCCAAAUUCCUAGUUUCUCAAAGCCCUCUACUCCUAGUUUCUCAAAGCCCCAGAUCCCAAGUGUGCAAAGAUCAGAAAUUCCAACACUGUCUAAAUCAACAUCGUCAUCUUCUCCAUGAGUAACUACGGUGUUGUUCAUGUGCCAUGAUUAUUGCUGGCUAACCGAAGGAUUAGAUCGCAUAUUGAUUCGACUCGCCGAUAUUUCAUGCGAAUAAAAUGGGUUGAAUGAUGGAUAAUAUGAAUAUAAUAUUUACAUAUAUUAUCUACUCAUAUAUUGUACAAGACUGAAAUUUUUCUAUCAAAUAAAGCCAGCCACUUUUCUUUUU